AUGGCUUAUAAUUUGGUUUAUUCAUGGUGCCUUGUGUUAGCGGUGGUAGUUGGUGGAGCAGCAGCUGGGGAAUAUUCAGCCCCAGCUGGAUUUCAACCUACUCCAUGGCAACAAGCCUUUGCCACAUUUUAUGGUGAUGAAUCGGCUUCCGAAACCAUGAGCGGAGCAUGCGGAUACGGAAACUUGUUCAACACCGGCUAUGGCACGGACACGGCGGCGCUGAGCACAACGCUAUUCCAAAACGGGUACGCGUGUGGGCAGUGCUUCCAGCUCCGUUGCGUAAAUUCAAAGUGGUGCAACAAAGGGUCACCCAUCACGACCAUCACCGCCACCAAUCUCUGCCCGCCCAACUGGUCUCAGGACUCCAACAACGGCGGCUGGUGCAACCCGCCCCGCUCCCAUUUCGACAUGGCCAAGCCAGCUUUCAUGAAGAUUGCUCAGUGGACCGCUGGCAUUGUUCCAGUCACAUACCGCAGAGUAGGAUGCAAUAAGAAAGGGGGAAUAAGGUUCAAGUUCGAGGGGAACGGGUACUGGGUGCUGGUGUACGUGAUGAACGUCGGGGGAGGGGGGGACGUGGCGAAUAUGUGGGUGAAGGGAAGCAAGACGAACUGGAUUAGCAUGAGCCAUAACUGGGGUGCUUCAUAUCAAGCAUUUGCAACACUUGGUGGGCAGCCGCUUUCAUUCAAGAUCACUUCAUACACAUCGCACCAAGUUUUAAUUGCAAACUAUGUUACCCCUGCAAAUUGGCAACCCGGAAUGACUUACACUGCCAAUGUUAAUUUUCAGUGAUUACACCUAUUUUUACAACAUUAAUAUAAUUACACCAUGUACUACUUUUUUUUGUUAAUUAAGUUCGCUGAUUUACUCUUUCUACGAGUAACUAAUUAAGAUGCGCAAGGAUAGGUACUUUAUUUUAAUUUAUA
Messenger RNA from Salvia splendens (bonfire salvia), 923 nucleotides. RefSeq names its product expansin-A18. The transcript has 3 exons. Gene Ontology annotation, biological process: plant-type cell wall organization. The coding region runs from base 1 to 789 and encodes 262 amino acids. The record is from RefSeq and is a predicted model, not a curated record. Gene Ontology annotation, cellular component: extracellular region. NCBI's taxonomy places the organism in Eukaryota, Viridiplantae, Streptophyta, Magnoliopsida, Lamiales, Lamiaceae.